This is a messenger RNA of Cladocopium goreaui, 2691 nucleotides long. The record is from the annotation of a GenBank genome assembly. NCBI's taxonomy places the organism in Eukaryota, Dinophyceae, Suessiales, Symbiodiniaceae.
AUGCGUGCGGUAAGGGAUCUCAGAUCCCUUCAAACUACGGCCGAACCCAUUCUCCAAAAUGGGUGCAUCCAUCCACAACUUCGAGUUGGAACUUUGGUGUGGCAUGAAGACCAUGGUGUUGGUCACAUCUUGGGUUGGCGUCAUCAUGGGGUCCUGGAAGGUGAACCAGUAGAUGUGGAGGCUGACAACACUGCCAGCAUCGAAUUUGAGAUGCAAAGCGCACAGGGCGGAGGUCUGGUGCUACUGAUGCUUCCCCUGGUGGAAGUGACGUUUCUGCCGGCCAAUGUGUUAAGGUCCCCAGAGCUGGGCCUUCGCGUCCGCAGAGGUUUGGAUUGGGACUGGGGCGAUCAAGAUGGCGGUGCCGGCAUGUUGGGCAUCACAGUGGCUGAAGGGCGAGUGGACUUGGGCUGGGUCAACGUGCGCUGGGAUCAUGGUGACGGGAACAGCUACCGCGUCGGAGCCGAUGGGAAAUAUGACCUCAUGGUUGUGCCUGAGGGGACGAGGAACGCGCCGGACGUCAAGGUUUCCUUCGUGGUGGCUGGUGCCGGUGGGGAAGCAAUCAAUGGUCGGUACGUUCUGGUUGAUACGCAAAAUGGCAGACCCAGAUACAAACUCGAGCAUGGCCAAGCUGUGAUGUUCUUCCAAGAGAAGUGGAAAAUUGCCGAGCGCGAGGGCGCCACGGCUUGGUUGUAUCAGCACCCUGCUGCCACCAGCAGCCCACCGACUGGUCCUUGGACAGUGGUGGGAGAUGAUCCUGGACCUCCUCCCCUUGUCUUUGAUGAAUCAGAGGACGACAUUCUCCGUGGCCCAGAAGUGGGGCUGCGAGUUCGGCGUGGUCCGGACUGGGAAUGGCAAGACCAGGACGAUGGUGGUCUUGGCAUUACCGUGGACAUCGAAGCCAGACUGGGCUGGGUGGCCGUCCGUUGGGAUCAUGGAGUGGAAAAUAAAUAUCGUGUCGGAGCAGAUGGCAAAUAUGAUCUCAUUGUGGUUGGAAGGAGCAUCUCAUUUGAAGCGCGAGCACCAAGCGUGGCCUCCGGUUCUGGUGCGUGGCCGGUGCGAGUCACCGGUGCCGGUGGCGUGGGCGAAUCGGUAAAUGGCUGGUUCGUGCAAGAUGGGAUGCUUCAUGGAAAACCCAGAUAUCGACAACGUGAGGGGACUGCCAUCAUUUACUUCUCAGGCCAAUGGAAGAUCAAUGACGAGGCCAGGGCACAGCUCCAAAGCUCCAGAGGUAUCAUCCUCAACGCGUCACUGCACUACCGGGACGAUUUGGGUGGCUGGUUCUAUUGCCACCACGACUCCGCUGCCUCCUAUCCACCCAAUGGCUUCUGGAGCACAGAUGGCUACACCGGCCUCGAUGCGGACCCUGCACCCGUUGUCGGUGUCUAUGAGACCGGCAGCUAUGAGCCCCAAGUGAUUUCCGAGCUCGGGGCCCCCAUCAUCGGCCUGCGCGUGGCGCGGGGUCCCCAAUGGUGCUGGGGCGAUCAGGAUGGCGGACGCCUGGGAAUGACCGUGGAACGCGGGUCGGCCACCGAGGGUUGGGUGGGCGUUCGAUGGGAUAACGGCAAUGAGAACAACUAUCGAGUUGGAGCCGAGAAUGCUUAUGAUCUCGUCGCGGUGUCGCACCUGCGUCUGUCCCAUGCAGGAGGAAGAGGUUCGCAGGUCAAUGGGCGGUAUGUGCCCACCGAGACCUUCAAUGGGAGACCCAAGUUCCGGCAGAUCAAUGGCUCAGGCAUCAUCUACUAUGAUUCGUUCUGGAAGAUCAACUUUCACGAUGAUACCGGGGGCUGGUACUAUUCCCACCCCCUUCCCAAUGUGGUACCGCCAAUUGGCGACUGGACCACGCAGGGAUACGGUGGUGAAGAUGCAGAUCCGGCGCCCUUGUUGAUGCGUUCCUUUGAUGUGGGGAAUCUGGUGAAGUUUGUGAAUUUGGACGAGGAGCUCUGGGAUGCUUGUCCCAUGCCCAAGCUCUCACCGAGCCUGGGGUCUGCCUAUAACAUCGCACAGAUCCAAGAUGAGUGGUUCCAGGAUCGCAGCUCCCACUGGGGUCCCUUGAGGGCAGUCGAGUUGAGUCAUGAGACGGGGACGGAACCGCCGGUUGACUGGACGCCUGCUGGGUAUGAUGAGACCUGGGUUUCUGCAGAGGAAGCCGAGAAAUCCAAGUGCCCCAUUUGUUUCAUGGUGGCCCGAAACGCCUUGGCACACGAAUGCGGCGAACUCUUCUGUGAGGAUUGCUGGGUGAAGUGCCAAGGCGAGGACGAGCGUUGUCCUGUUUGCCGACAGGAGGGACACGAGGUGGCGCCUGCCUAUGCGAAUCGACGGGCCAUUCAACGGCUGCAGAUCGUGUGUCCCAACAAGUGCGGGCAAGUCUUGUGCCUGAGCGAUAAAGAGGACCACCUGCGUAGCAAGUGCGGUCACCGCCCCAUCCGCUGUCCUGACUGUGAUUCAGAAGUAGCGGCUGGGCAGUUGGCGGAGCAUCAGGUCCUCUGCCGCGAGAAUUGGCCAAUCUGUGAGUUGUGCGGCCAACGCGUCAAGAACUUGGCCGUGCACAUGGCGGCGCAGACGGGCGACCACAUGCUGCGCAUGGUGGAAGGCUUGGCUUCGCUGCGGGAGGAAGUGAAAGAUCUGAGGACUCAGAACAAGGCUUUGCAGACACGCCUUUGUAAAGAUGGGGAGCCUCAGGACUUCUUCUGA